AGGUUUUUGUCGCGGAUAGCUGAUGUGUGUACGAGUUGCGAACUGCAUGCGUGUGUAUAUAACAUGCCGCUCCGUAAGUUGCUUGAUCAGCGCUCACCGGCACUGGCAUGCCGACUCCUGACCACAGCACUGUCUGAAAAGAGCCGAAACCACGACGUAACCGAGCCCAGCCCCCCUUGGGAAAAAGCAAAAUACUCAGGGCAGUAAAACGUCUUCUGCUGUCCCUCUCACCAACAGUCUUGCGCACGAGUCGGCGCCGUCCUUAGAUCCGCACAAGUACAGCUGUAACAACGUUCCACAUACAGCUCGGCAGUGCUGUCUGCUUGAGCCCAGACGCGAGGCGGUCUCGGGACGCGCUGUUCGUCAUUGCAUGUCUUCGUCUUCAGAUGAGGCUCAUUGAAAUCUUCAGGACAGAAAUCAGGUGAAAUUAGCAAAAGAGAGAGAGAGAAAGAUAGAGAGGUAGGAAAAAACCGGCAGAACGGGAAGGAAAUGAACUCCGAGAAGAACGGGAAAAACCUGGAGUAUCUGUCCAUGGAGGAAUCCCAGGAGGUGAUGGUGAAGGGGAAUGCGUACGAGAAGGGACGGGGCAAAAAACCGCCCAGCAAAAGCAGAGCCGGCUGGCUCCGGAGGCGAACCACGCUGGAGAAAUCCCUCAUCUUGCUCCUACUCAUCCUCAGCCUGGUCUGCGUCGUCUUACUCAUCGGCCUGAUCGUUACGGCAGCUUCUUCGGUGUCUACGAUGGAGUUGGGAGGGGCCUCCAAAUCUCCCCUGUCAACAGAGGGCGUCUGUACUUCGCCAGAGUGUGUUAUCACAGCUGGAAAUGUUUUAGACAGCAUGGAUCUGACAGCAGACCCAUGCCAAGAUUUUUACCAGUUUGCCUGCGGAGGAUGGAACCGAAAGCACUUCAUACCUGACGAGGAGGCCAAAUACACGGUCUUCGAAGAGGUAUUCAACCGCCUGAUGGAAAUGAGUCGCGGAAUGCUAGAGACGAGGUCUGCAAACGACUCGGAGGCCGUUGCCAAGGCGAAGGAAUUUUACGAGUCCUGUACAAACGUAGAGCUGAUAGACCAAAUUGGCGCCCAGCCCCUAAUGGACCUCAUAGAGGAAGUGGGCGGCUGGCCGGUUGUCGCCGGCGACUCGUGGGACGAGGAAGCCUGGGAUCUGGAGGAGGCCCUGGCCAAGUACCGAAUGGAAACCGACUACAACUUCCUCUUCCGUCAUGACUUCAUGCCGGACAUGAUCAACGCUGGAAACUACAUUAUCAUAAUAGACCAGCCUGAAUUAUCUCUGGAAGACAGGUCAUUCUAUCUGCGGGAGAAAACAGACUCGAAACUGGCGGCCUAUUUCGACUACAUGGUCGACAUCGCGACUGUUCUGCGGCCGGACUCAGACAGGGAGGAAGCCAGGAGGCAGAUGGCGGACGCUCUGGAGUUUGAACGCGCCCUUGCAAACUUUUCCGUUUCAUCCGCCGAGAUGAGGGACAUGUCCAAAUAUAAAAACAGGUACACCACGAGGAGACUGCAGCAGGAGAUGCCACAGAUAGACUGGCUGAGGUACUUUCGUUUGAUACACACGGACGAAUUUUCUCCGGACGAGGAAAUAAUAAACGCUGCCCAUUCCUAUUUUCAAAAGACGGCCGCUCACAUCAACGCGACUUCAAAGAGGACGAUGGCCAAUUUCCUCAUGUGGCGUAUUGUGUUCGAAAUGGUCGAGUACCUGGACAGUGAGCUCCGCAAUAUUCGUCAGCAGUUCAUGAGCGCCACCAUGGGGCAGAAGAGAGAGCAGAGUCGCUGGAAGACCUGCUUCGAGAAAACCAACAACAACUUCGGCGUGGCCCUGGGGUCGCUCUUCAUCCAGAAGCACUUUGACGGCAACAGCAAGGCUACAGCCCAGGAAAUGCUGGAAGAUAUUCGCGAGACCCUCAAAGAGACUCUCAACGAGGUACCGUGGAUGGACGAUCAAACCAGGGCUAAUGCUAUAAGAAAGGCAUCUAAAACGAAAGAGAUGAUAGGCUACGAUGACAUCCUGACAGACGAGCAAGCAGUUAACGAUGUCUACAGAUCGAUAGAUAUGUCUCCCAACCGUUUCUUCGAGAACAUUCGGGCCAUAUGGCAGACAGACGCGAGGGAAAGCAUAGCCCAUCACGGCAAGCAAGUUGAAGUUCUUCUGUGGAAGCAAAAAUUAAUCAAAAUUAAUGCGUACUAUCGCAACGCAGACAACAGUUUAAUUUUCCCAGCAGGCAUAUUCCAACCACCGUUCUACUCCAGUCAGUUUCCCAAGUCCAUGAACUAUGGAGGCAUUGGCAUGGUUAUAGGCCACGAACUGAUGCAUGGAUUUGACGACAAAGGGCGCCGUUUUGAUGAAGACGGUAUCAUGAAUCAGUGGUUUUCGAAUUCUUCGGCCCAGGCUUACGAGGAAAGGAAACAGUGCUUCAUAGCUCAGUACUCAAGUUAUUACGUCCCCGAAGUCGAACUUUACCUUAAUGGAAAGCAAGCACAAGGGGAGGUACUGGCUGACAAUGGAGGCAUCAAAGAAGCCUAUCUCGGUUACAAGCGGUGGGUUAAGCGAGUGGGGGAUCCAGGGGACACGCUGCCCGGAAUCAACCUGAAUCAUGACCAGCUUUUCUUCUUGAACUUUGCACAGAUGUGGUGCAGCCUCCAUCGAAAAGAGAGCCUGGAAGUUAUAGUAAAAGCCAAAGUGCACGUCCCUGAAAGAUUUAGGGUCCUUGGCACUCUAUCCAACUCAGAACACUUCGCGGAAGCUUAUCAAUGCAAGAAAGGCAGCGCCAUGGUACGGGAUGAGCCUUGUAAACUGUGGUGAGCAUUCCCACUGGAAAACCAACGGCUCCAAAGUCCCUCUCUCGCCAUCUAUCAAAACCCGGCGAUGCAUAGUGACACAACCGCAACCCGCUAAAAAGGCUGCGGUUGCAUGUUUUGCCACUUGUAUGCUGUUGACAUGUUCAGAGAAAAAAGAAUGACAUUUGAAAUUAUGACCUAUCCCCCUGGGUCACUAUUAUGCCCAUUUUCUGGGUGGCUAAUCUCGCGUGUAUCACAUAUUAUUCGUUUGGUAUGUACAAACUUUUCAGGAGGGAUAUAUUUGGAGAUAUCAAUUAUGACACACGAUGGCGCAGUUUUGCUGUUGCCCAAUUUGUCUUGACCGAAACUCAAAAGACCUCUAAUUUCAAAGUCUCACGCCGAAUAGUGCCCCCACAGAUUCCUGGUGCCCCCCAUUGUGCCCCCACUAAAAAAAAAAAGAUGAAUGGAUAUUGAACAAAGCUAACAAAAAGUUUGCCCCCAAUAUACCAUGCCACUGGAAUCUAGUGCCCCCGUAAGAUGCUGGUGCUCCCCUUGUGUCCCCACUAGUAAAAUCCUAGCUACGCCACUGGCACUAACUAAUAAUAAGAAUUAUCUCCAGUUAAUUAUGGUAAAUAUUUUUUUCUAGAUAUAUAGAUCUUUUGAUUCGCAAAGAUGGCCUCCUUAACUACCUUUCGCAAUAGGAAAAAAAGGAAACGUAGCAAAAGAAGGGUCAAUAUUAUAGCAUAUUUUAUUGUUGGUGUACAUGUGUGUUGAAUAUUUAACGAAGUAUCAAUUGCUUUUUGCAGAGAUGUGUAAGUGUUUUGUAGAUUGUGCUAGAUAUUUCUUACUAUUUGAUGUUUACAACUGUUUGCAUUACAGUAUUAGAGACUUAAUUAGAAAAAAUAGUUUUGAAUUGCAGAGUGGGGUUGCAACUGUCGUUUUGUAAAGACAGCCACGGCACCACCACUGACCCCCCCUAAAAAGAAAAAAAAACCGAUUCUUUUCUUUUUCGUUGUCGUUGGAAGACAUGAUAACCUCAUUACCUUUCUGGUGAACCGCCUGCUCAAAGUGGUCCUUUGCCAGGGGCUUGAUUUCAUGAUCCUUAAGAAAAACAUGUUAUUAAAAGACGUUAUUAAUGCAAUAACCAGCAGUGAAUUUAAGGUGGAAUAUGCUCGGCAAAGUUGUUGUACUGACUGCUUUUUCUUUUAACGUUCUAGAAGAAAAUACUCAAUUUGACUCAUCGCCUCCGAACAACAAGAUCUGAGAAAUACGGAACUAAUUUAUUGUGGAAACGAUCAAAAUGUUGUUGUGAACCGUCGGUGGUCUCAAGAUUUACUAUCCUACCCUUAGCAAUCGCUCAUGUUUACAAUGGGCUCGUUGCCCCUUUGGCUUGCCUUAGACAAUCGCCUGUCCCUGCACACGCGUCUCAUAAGGUCCUCAUGAUUUUUUAGCAAGCUGCGCACCGCCCUCAAGAGUUCUUGGAAGGGGCUAGGCUACAACUUUUCAAAAGACUACUUUAUAUUGGAACAAUUUAUGAUUAAUCUUAAAUGAAAAGAUGUGAACAUACACAUUGAGCCGAAAAGUGUUUUAAUUUUUGAACAAUAUUUUGAUGUAAUUAGAAUAGGUGUGGCGAGUGUCAAACAGCAAAUGAUCGAAUUCUCAGAACUGGUAUACCUUGAAGUUUAAUCUCCACUCUAUAUUUAGCAUGGUGUAAACAAGAGUCUUAUCGCGAAAUGUAUUGCCACUUAUAUUUUACGUUAAUCAGCCGAGUGAUCAAAUUCAUUUGGAGUGUACAUUAGCCUCGACGCGCGCUGUAUUUGGAAUUUGCUAAUUCGAUGAAUGUUUGGUGUUUGUUAAUCAACUCUUGUGUUCUGUAAUUACUGACCCCUGUUGAGUUUCCACAAAGGAAUUUUUUUUUGAAAAUAGAAACAACGUGUCUUCAGCUUGACAGCCAUAGUUAGUUUUAUACUUUUCUCUUUUAUGUCCAAGUUAAUUGAAAUUAUUGGACACAACUUUGACAUUGAAACAUUUUUGUAGCUAUAAUAUACAGCGUGAUUAUGCAUGGAAAAUAUACAAAGUAGAAACCUUGUGGCACAGAUUUGUGAAUGAAAAUAAACAGUCCUGUUUACUUGGAACAAA
This is a messenger RNA of Acanthaster planci (crown-of-thorns starfish), 4934 nucleotides long. RefSeq names its product membrane metallo-endopeptidase-like 1. Gene Ontology annotation, cellular component: plasma membrane. Gene Ontology annotation, biological process: protein processing. The record is from RefSeq and is a predicted model, not a curated record. Gene Ontology annotation, molecular function: metalloendopeptidase activity. Lineage: Eukaryota; Metazoa; Echinodermata; Asteroidea; Valvatida; Acanthasteridae.